Molecule: messenger RNA, 5024 nt
Organism: Helicoverpa zea (corn earworm)
Lineage: Eukaryota; Metazoa; Arthropoda; Insecta; Lepidoptera; Noctuidae
Gene: milt
Product: trafficking kinesin-binding protein milt
Exons: 12
Coding region: 1051-3300 (749 amino acids)
Source: RefSeq, a predicted model, not a curated record
UUUGUUUAAGCACAUUUUUAUUAAUAAUUUGGUCAUAUCAGUUCAGGGCUUCUUAUCUCUGACUCCUUAUCAAAUAAUUCGUUCAGUGAGGAGCGUAUAAUAAGCGCCGUUAAAUUAUAAUAUACAUGUGCACGUUGAGUGUUACUUCAGUAUGACUUGAGCGUAAGUGUAGAAUACUAAUUCAGUUUUAGUUAUUGGUAUGGCAUCGACGGAAGUGGACGUGGCCGGUCGUUGCUGCGCGAAUCUGUCCCGAUACCGUUCAUAUGUGUCGUGUUCGCGCAAAUAGCGUGCUGCCUCCGUACUGCAGACGCCUGCACUUGAUCGUGAAAGUUUAUUACCACUGGCCUCAAACACUAGAACCGUUACUAAAAGAAAUCGCCUUGUUUUGAGAUAAAGGUUGUUUUGUGUGUAAUUUCAGUGGUUAGAUCGGAAUUUACAUUGUCAUGGUGUGGUUUAAUCCAGAAACUUAUAGACAGAUACAUUUUUUGUGUUAGAACUUAGUUAUAAUCGGUGUUUGGAGUUUAACCAUGUGUUUUGUGUGCAGUAUGCAUAGUGGCGUAGAUAAUACUCAUGCUGAAAUCGAUGUUUACGAAUAGGUAGGUAUUACGUCAGUAUAAAUAUUGGUUUUAGCAGAGUGUAAAAUGGUUUGUCAGUUCAGUUCAUUUGUGACUUUACGUCGGAGACAUUGUGCAUAGGAAUCGUAUGUGAUACAAGUGUACAAGUAGAAAGAAUUCGGUCGGCGCUCGGGACUCAUCGCCGGCGUGAAGCGGGCGGAGCAGAUGGUCGCACGUCGCGCGCGUCACGGCGGAGGGCUGUGCGGGCUCGGGCGCGGGGUGCGCGGGCGGCUCGCGUGCCUCGCCGCCGCCGGGCUUCGAUCGCGAGCUCUUCCAGGAGCUGAGCUACCUCCCCGAUGCGGAACUUCGCGAGUGUCUCGGCGAAUAUCCGGACUUCCUGUACCACGUCGCUCGGGACAAAUUUGGCCGACUAUACUUUCGCGUGAUCAGGACCUUGCUCCUUGAUAGAGUUCUAUGCAGCAACAGGGUGAGCCAAAUGACAAAAACCUACAAUGACAUCGAAGCGGUAACACGGCUCUUAGAAGAAAAAGAGAAAGAUUUGGAGCUGACGGCUCGCAUCGGCAAGGAAUUGUUAACUGCUAAUGGGCGUUUGGAAGCGCGAGUCACCGCGCUCGAGGGGGAGUUGCGAAGCGCACGGGACCACAUCACGCAGCUGAGGCACGACCUCAACGCGAAAGCGGAUCUACUACAGGUGUUAACAAAUGACACAGAGGAGUGUUCGUCCCCCGAGGAGCAGGAGGCGGCCAACGCGGCGCUGCUUCGCAAACGCACGGGGGCUCUGGAACGGGAGAACCGUGCGCUGCGCGAGGAGGCCACGCGCCUCGCCGCCGGCGCCGACAGCGCAGAGCUGGCCGAGCGACAACUGCUGAGAGACAUCGCGCACCAGCUCGCCAGUGCGAAUUCCGAGGCGAGUGCACUGGGCUCGGAGCUGGUGGAAGAGCGGCAACGUUCGGCAGACCUCCAGCAACAGCUUGAUAGCAUCAAUACAAGGCUCGCCGUCAGCGAAAGAAAUUAUCAACAGUUAAGUGCUGAGCACGAGCACACGUUACGGAUAUUAGAAAUAACAAAAGAAAAUCAAAAUGCUCUCGCCGCAGAACUGGCUGACACGAAGGAGCGUUAUGUGGAAGUGGCAGCUCACCUCGCGGAGGCACAAGAGCAGCUGCGUGCUCUACGCAAGCGCGGCGAGCCGGCGGCGGCGCGCGGCCUCAUGCCCAGCGUGGCGGCCGCCGCCGGCCUCGUGCCGCCCAGUCUGCACCGCGAGAUGCACUCCUCCAUAUACUCCGAGCUCAGCCUCGACUCCGGCAUCGGCGAUCCGCUCGCACAAUCAAGCAUGCACAAGGUGUUUGAGACCGUGCAGUGUGCAUCGCGAUGGUCGGGCCAGUCCGGUCAGUCGGGCCCCUCGCUGCCCGGCUCGGACGUAGCUGACGGCCCUGCGACGAACGCGGCGUAUCUGCGACCGCCCGUCAAACCUUCCAGCGAUUCCUUCCUCGAUGACACAUCGGAUACUGAUUCUGAUGAUCUUUACCCUGGCGGCACGGGUGUGGGUGUCCCCGGAGCGCCGGGGGCUGCGGAGCUGGCGGCGGCACUGCGUCGCCUCACGCCGCAGGAGAUCUACUCGCGCCGCGCCUCGCUCACCGCCUCCCAUGUUUUACGACAUCGUCGGUACACUGAGCGGGACGCGAGCGAGGAGAGUGCUGUGUGGGGCGCGGGCGCAGGCGGGCUGGCGCGGUUUCGUCCGCCACACAAGCUGCAGAUCGUCAAACCUCUGGAGGGCUCCCUCACCCUGCAUACCUGGGCUCAACUCGCCAAGCCCUCUAUGUCAGGUCUUUUAGAAGAACAAGAGGGCGUCGGUGUCCGCGGCUCGCGCACAACUGGUCACGGCAUGCGCUUGUAUCGGUUGUCCGACGUGGAAGAAGACGACGACAUGCCCCGCCUGCCACACUCUAGUCAUGUCUACACAUAUGUGAACAGCACUGUGCUGCAUCCUAACGACGGCAGUAUGAUGAGCACUAGUGCGAGCAGCGUGUGCAGCAGCGGCAUGAGCAGCCUGGCCAGCAGCGUGCUCGGCAGCGCGUGGAGCUCGCGCCUCACCUCGCGCCGCUCCUCCGCCGGCGGCUCGCCCGUGCACUCGCGCCGCGAGUCCGUCUGCCUGCCGCCCUCCCGCGCGCACUUCACGCCCACCGCCACGCCCGCCAACAGCCCGCUGCUCGGCUCCCCCGACACCACGCCGCCCGCCUCGCCCCGCCCCGGCGACGCGCCGCCCUCGCUGCACGCGCUCAUCGCGUCCGGCACUUCCAUCCUGCGCCGCCGCCACCUCGCCUCGCCCGGCGGCGACGGCUCGCCAGCGCCCAUCGCACUGCAAACACCUGGUUCCCUUUAUACUGGGCUCAUGCAUCGUAGUCCUAUGGAACAGCUGACGUGCCUCAAGCGCACCCUGCGCUCGCCGGCCGCGCCCGUGGAGAGGCGCCUGGGGGAGCCGGUGGAGCCGCCGCUGGGCGUGCCGGCGCACCCGGGCUCGGGCGCGCUGGACGCGGCGGGCAGCAUGGGGGCGCCGGGCUGCCUGCGGCGGCCGCCCCGCGCCCGGGCGCCGCGUCCUCGUUCGGACCUGGGCACGGUGGGGUCGGGGGUGCCGGCGCCAGCGCCGACGGCGCCGGCACACUCCUCGCAAACGUCGGCGUUGGGCACGCUGAGUCUACUGUUUGGCCGGAAGGGUGGUCUCUUGUAGACGAGCGUGUCCAUGGUGAUCCACUAGCGGCGAUGCGUCAUUGUCAUCAGUAGUCGAUUGCAUUCGUUCGUUCACCGUCCCUAGAUUUUGUUUUAUUUUCUGUGGGACCUUAAAUUAAUUAGUUAUGUUUUUUACGUUUUGACGUGUGUAUUUUGGAAUUAUUUUGUCGAGUCGAGGUAAGCUCGAGUGCAUUUAUAAUAUGUAAGUACGUCCUGCUUCCGGAAAUCAACCAAUGUGCAGGCGCUGAUAAAAAAAUACUUAGGCCCACGUUCACUGGCAACAUAAUCGUCAGUUUUAUUAAAACAACUGUUAACCGUAAAUUCUCAAAGUAAACAGUUGUUUUAAAGAAAAUAAGGAGUUUAUGUUGUCGUUGAACUUGGGCGUUAACGUAUUGUCAAUUAUAUCCUCAUUCAUAUCAUUCACACACCAUUAAUAUAAUUUGAGGUUAUUAUAUUACUGCAUACCGGUAGAGGGCGUAGUUGGCUUGCAUUUGAUACUGAGGAAAGGGAGAAGUAACAUUUGAAUUGAACAUCUAGAAAAAACGACUCAUCACACGAAUUAUUAAAUUUUACUAUUUUAAUGUUUUAAUACUUAAUUGAUGCUAUUAAUUUGGUAGAUUUUGUAGUUAUAUGAACCAAACAAUCCUGAAACAGAAGUCUGUAGUAUUAUAUAAUUAUUUAAGGGUUGUAAUAUUUCUUAGGAUAGGUGAAUAGUGAGACUUAACACUAGGUUUUGUAGGUGCUUUAUGAGUAAUAAUUUACAUAUUCCCAAAUCUCAUCUCAUUGCGUAGUAUUUUCAUGCUUAUGAUUAUUACUCUUUGUCUAGUUAUAAAUUUUGUAUGUGGUAUUGUAAAUAAUUGAAUUUCCAUUAACUUAGAAGAGUACAAAGUAUUUAUGUUUAUGGAUCCAAUUUAGUGUAAUUCAUAAUGAAUGCGGAAUAACUUAAUUUUGUUUUAUAUAUUGCGAAACUUCUAUAUCUAAUUUCCUUUACCAUCGUAUUGGUAUAUAUUGGCAUUAGUACUGUUAAUUGAUUCUUAUUCGGCAAUUUUUUUGUGUUUAAAUUGUUAAUAACAUAGGGUCUGAGUAAAAUAAUGGUGCAUGCCAUAGGAUAAGUAGAACUGAAUUCAUUUUAAAUUAACUGAUCAAUGAAUAAAGUAUUCACAUAAUAUGUGAUGUUAUUUUUUGUUUUUGUAAUAGCAACCAGUUGGUAAUUUAAUUUCCCAGAUAAUCUUAAGUUAUUGAAAUUGGUGCUAGAUAAAUAUUUUUCUGCCAGUGAGUUGUUAGAUGCACGAUUACAAUUUAUGUGAUCGUGGGUUGUCACAUGCAAAAAUAUGUAACAUCUUGUGUAUAGGUAAAUAGCGACAAAUGCAUUGAAGAAUUUCGAAGUGUUUGCAUAUUUUUACAUGUGAUGAUAUUCUGUUUGUUUGUUGUGAAGUUGUAUCAUUCAUAAUCUGGGCCAGGGUUUCACUUUUGUGUUUAUCAACAUAACAAAAAUCAUAAACGUAAGGACGCGGUAAUAUGUGAAAGGGCUGUGAGGUGAUGAGUGUGAGAUAGUUACGCGAGUGCGAGUGUGUAGUCAAAAAUCUGAGAUUACAAUAUUACUACAGUGAGGUAGGCACAAAUCGUGUAGGCUAAGUAAGGCGAAUUUGUUGAUAUUUUGACGAUUAUGAAAAAAGGAAAAUGAUUGAAUUGUAAAGAGAUAUAAUAUAAUUUAUUGAAUGAAAA